Lates calcarifer (barramundi perch) is the source of this 1445-nucleotide messenger RNA. RefSeq names its product radical S-adenosyl methionine domain containing 2 (gene rsad2). The transcript is spliced from 6 exons. Gene Ontology annotation, molecular function: catalytic activity; 4 iron, 4 sulfur cluster binding. Lineage: Eukaryota; Metazoa; Chordata; Actinopteri; Centropomidae. Gene Ontology annotation, cellular component: endoplasmic reticulum membrane; mitochondrion; lipid droplet. The coding region runs from base 127 to 1182 and encodes 351 amino acids. The record is from RefSeq and is a predicted model, not a curated record. Gene Ontology annotation, biological process: positive regulation of immune response; defense response to virus.
CAGAAACGGUUCUCUCAGCUGAUCUACUUUCCUUCUCGCUGUAAAAGGCGCGCCCUGCAGCUCUCCUAUUUAUGCGUCAACAGCCCACAGGGCGAACAGAGCUGGAGUGAUACGGUGACUUUAAAGAUGGUCCUCAUCUCGUCUCUGCUCGCGUCCCCGAAGCUGCUGCUGCACCUCUGCAUCAGCACCUUGCACUGCAUCUUCGAGAGCGUAUUUUCAAAGGUUCGUUUCUGGACAGCAGGAGCCUGCAAAGUCUCAAACCCACCUGACAAGAAAUUGGACGAAAGGAAAGACCAAAAUGCAACGACUCCCACAAGUGUCAACUAUCAUUUCACACGCAAGUGUAAUUAUAAAUGUGGAUUUUGCUUCCACACUGCAAAAACAUCCUUCGUCCUGCCUCUAGAAGAAGCCAAGAGGGGCCUCAAACUUCUGCAGGAAGCAGGUAUGGAAAAGAUCAAUUUCUCUGGAGGAGAGCCUUUCUUGCACGAUAAGGGGGAGUUUCUGGGGAAGUUAGUGGAGUACUGUAAAGUGGACCUCCAGCUCCCCAGUGUCAGCAUUGUCAGCAAUGGAAGCAUGAUCAAAGAAAAAUGGUUCCAGAAAUAUGGUGACUAUCUGGACAUCUUGGCCAUCUCUUGCGACAGUUUUGACGAAGCAACCAACCAGCUGAUCGGCAGAGCUCAGGGCAGGAAGAGCCACCUCGAUAAUCUGUACAAGAUCCGCAGCUGGUGCCAGCAGUAUAAAGUGGCCUUCAAAAUCAACUCGGUCAUCAACACCUUCAACGUCGACGAAGACAUGACGGAGCAAAUCGUCGAGCUCAACCCAGUCCGCUGGAAGGUAUUCCAGUGUCUCCUGAUUGACGGGGAGAAUGUGGGAGAGUCAGCUCUGAGAGAGGCUGAGAGGUUUGUCAUCAGCGACCAGCAGUUUCAGGAGUUUCUGGAUCGACACAGCAGCGUCUCCUGCCUUGUUCCUGAGUCCAACGAGAAGAUGAGGAACUCCUAUCUAAUCCUGGACGAAUAUAUGCGUUUCCUGGAUUGUCGAGAAGGAAGGAAAGACCCGUCCAAGUCCAUCCUUGAUGUUGGUGUGAAGGAUGCCAUUUGCUUCAGUGGCUUUGAUGAAAAGAUGUUUCUAAAGAGAGGAGGGAAAUAUGAGUGGAGUAAAGCUGACAUGAAGCUGGACUGGUGAAAUUCUGCUUAUUUAUAUCUGUUAUUUCUGAUUCCACCUUUUCUGAGUGAUUGCUCUAAUAAUUUGUAAAUUGUAUAUUGUUAAAAAGUCUUUUUUUUAUAUAUUUCUGUUAUUUUUAGAACUUACCAUAUUACUUGUGCUUAUUGAAAAACCAGUUAGAUUAAAAAUAUUUUUGUGUUUUGUUUAAGAUUAGCACUGUUUUUUCCUUGCGCUGUAAAUGUAGAAUUGAAUAAAAAAUAUUUUCAAUAUUUUAGAUGAAAAAA